Molecule: messenger RNA, 1464 nt
Organism: Puccinia graminis f. sp. tritici CRL 75-36-700-3
Lineage: Eukaryota; Fungi; Basidiomycota; Pucciniomycetes; Pucciniales; Pucciniaceae
Exons: 8
Coding region: 1-1464 (487 amino acids)
Biological process (GO): substituted mannan metabolic process
Molecular function (GO): mannan endo-1,4-beta-mannosidase activity
Source: RefSeq, a predicted model, not a curated record
AUGUCCAUAUCUAUGCUUCAGGUCUCGAAGAUAUUUCUAUUAGCUUUCAUUCUCUGCGAGGUUCUGUUGGCAUCAGCCCCAGGGCUUCCUUCGGGGGUACACCGAGCAAGGUCCAACAUAAGGGCGACGCGUCACAACCUGAGAGUGAGGGGUCCUCGUCGAAGGCCAAGACCAACGGUAUGUCCCCCAGUCGAGGAUUAUGGUGAUGAUAAUGAUGGUGAUACUGGAUAUGCCAACGGAUCUGAAACAGAGGAGAAAAGAGACUUAUCUGAACCGCCUGACGAGGACUCCUGGAACGAAGACUCGUAUGCGGACAGCCCUGAUGAAGAUCCAAGCCUUGAAGACUCUUCGGUGAAUGCGACCUCGGCAAAUGACACUCUUACGCCAUCUAGUUUUGGUAAUAGUUCUAGUAUUGGUAACAUUUCCACUAUUGGCAACGUUUCUGGUAUCGGCAAUAUUUCCAGUAUCGGUAACAUUUCACAGCCUAUUAAUGGCUCGCAAUUCAACACGUCUCUUAUUGGAACUGGGGGCGUACUUAACAAUGCGUCAAGUAUUGGUGCGAAUCAAACCCAAGGGCUCAACUCUACAGAUCUAAAAACGUUUGCUAGUGGCUUAGUCGCAGAACUCCCAGAGAAUGGGAUGAAAAAGAGUGAACUUUUCCUGGGAUUUUUACCAGAUGAUGGCUCUUCAGGCGGGACCAGGCAGACCAUCGCCCAAUUAAAUUCAGCUAUCGGUAGCAAGGCGGCUGUGUACGGGUGGUACGCCCAGGCACAUUCCGGAGUGCCUUUCGAUGGCUCGCAGUUGCUGUCGGUGAUUGACGACGUCAAAGCUUGUAAUUGUGUUUUUCAACCGGCAGUAAUGCCGAUUGGUGGAUGGAAAGGCCUCACAAGCGGGGACAACAGUCAAGCCAUCGCCAUUGCUAAGGUAAUGAAAAACUUUACCGAUGAAGGUAUCCCAGUUUGGCUACGCUUCGCUCACGAAGUGAACUACUAUCAAAAUGAUGGCACCUAUCAGGGAACUGCGUCCGAUUUCAAAGCGGGUUGGGCCGCUGUAGCGGAUGCAGUCAAAAAAAUCGCACCCAGUGUCAAGAUGUGGUGGACCCCCAACGUUUCUUCGCCAGAGGAUUAUGCCAAAUAUGAGCCGGAUGACAUGAGUACUGUUGACCUAGUGGGAAUAGAUUUUUACCCAAAGAAACUAAGCGGGACCGAUUUCCUUGAUGCCAUGAAGGGAUUUCAUGACAAGUAUGCAGUCGAUGGCCGCAAGUUUGCAAUCGGUGAAACAGGUCUUGGAUGGAGUGGCAACCUGGAUGACAAAGUCAAAUGGUUCAACGAAAUCUGCGAGGCCAAGGCCUCUCUUCCCGAAUUCGUUUCCAUGGCAUGGUUCAACUUCGACAAAGAAUAUGAUUACAAAAUUGCAGGGGAACCCACGUUGGAUCAGAAAUUCACUUCUCUUAUCGCUACUUGA